Molecule: messenger RNA, 1197 nt
Organism: Trichoderma asperellum CBS 433.97
Lineage: Eukaryota; Fungi; Ascomycota; Sordariomycetes; Hypocreales; Hypocreaceae
Source: RefSeq, a predicted model, not a curated record
AUGAUGGACGUCGACACCGUCAACGAGGUCAUUGAGUGCGUCGGCCGCCUCUUCGACCACAUUCCCUACGCCGUCUGCGGCACCGCCGCCCUCAUCUACUACGGCUACCGCUCCUACUUCCCCGAUCACAUCAGUAUUACCUGUCCCGAAGAGUCUAAGGAAGCCAUUCGCUGCUGGGCGCUGGCCAAGGGCAUGACACCGUUGCCCGACAACCCCGAUGGCUUCAGCGUGCGCGUUGCCAGCGGCCGCACUUGUCCCGUAUGCAUCAAGUUUAUGAAGAACGGCUUCGAGGCGCUGGAGCGAGUCCGGGUUGGCCCAGGCCAGGCAAGCAUGGUGACGUUGCCUAGUAUCGCCAACACCAUCGCCCGUAGCUACGUCUCUCGCCUGCACAACUCGUCUACGGAGCGCCAGGCCCUCUAUGCGCGGUACUUGGCCUGGAUCUUGAAACGCAUGGCUGAGGUCCCGCCAACAGAUCCGAUACAGCGCUUUACUCCAGAACGUGCCAAAGACAUUAUAAAUCGAUCUUUUUGGAUCCCCUUCACUCUCUCUUAUCCCGAGACUGUGCCUCUAUUUACGGCUGCCGGUCUUGAGAUCCAGGGCGAUGGUGGGCUAAUGGACUGGCCGCAGAUUGACGCCCCAAGCGUGCCGGCCCAACGGCCAAGGGCUAGGACAUCCACCAGCCGUUAUAGCCUCAACAAUAGCCAUGGCCGCAGCCAGAGCCAUAACUUUGCCAAUACCUACAACUACAACUAUAGCCAGAGCCAGACUCGUCACAGCCUUCACGACUCGGAUCUCUCAGAGUCUGAGAAUAGCACAACACCACCAUCUCUCCGUAGGGUUACCAAGCGGAUACCGAGCUUCCGCCCACUAAUGGUGCCUUCAUUCAACUCGCCGGCGACUUCCGACUCAGGAUUCUCCCAUUCCACUGACGGCAUGUCACCGCAGUUCCUUCUUGCUUCUCCAUUCAUGUCACCCACCACAUUUAUGUCGCCCACCACAGCCAUGGCGCCACCGCCUUUUACAAGCUAUCAUCAGAACUAUCAUCAGAACUUUCAUCAGAACUUUCAUCAGAAUUUUCAUCACUUUAUGCCCCUCUCUCCUUCAGACUCUACACCCUUUAUCCAACCAUUAGGCCCUCCACCAGCACCAAGGAGAUCACUAUCAACUCGUUCCCGUGAUGUGAGGCCGUGGAUAUGA